UGAAUUUAUAAUGGGUUUUAAUACGAGGCAAAAUUUAAACACAAUUCUUUAACAGUUUUCUCUUUUCUUUCUGUCUUCCCCAGUUAAAUCCAAGUAAAAAUGCACCCCCCUUUCAAAAUAAAUCUCAUUAAACAAAUUAUCUGUAUUUAGCACAGAAAAAUAUAUGGAAUUAUUUUCCCAAAGAUGAGUAGUAGGUCACGAGUGAUGCUUGCAUAAUUUUUAAUCAAGUAUCCUGAAAAACAUGCUAGUACUGUAUUUUCAAAAGUAAGUUUCUAUUCCUAGAACUAAAACAGAAAAGAAGUGUUGUUAGAUACAUAAAUGAAGCCAAUAAAUUUAACCAAGGGCUUGCCAUUUUCCUGCAGGAUGUUCCUAAAUAGUACCUGGCAAGGGAAGUUGCCGUAUGGCUACAAGUAACCUAGGUGGCAGCAUCUCCUCCCAGAGUAAGGCCUAAGCACACAAGUUCUUCCUUCCAUCUACAGACGCAGGAAACCGCUACUGGAGAAGUUAUAUGAUUGGCUAAACCGUGAAUGACGCAACAUAACCCACGCCCACUGAGAAUCGGCCUUUCCCGGACUGGCUCAGAUUCCGCUUUCCGAUUGGUCCCUACAGCAAGAGAGGAGGGACAAUUGCUUAAGUUGACCUCCGGGUCCGGAAUCGAGGGCAAAGAUGGCGGCGGCCAGGUGUUGGAGGCCUUUGCUACGCGGUCCGAGGCUUUCAUUGCAUACCGCGGCUAAUGCCGCCGCCACGGCUACAGAAACGACCUGCCAAGACGUCGCGGCGACCCCCGUCGCGCGGUACCCGCUGAUUGUGGCCUCCAUGACAGCCAAAAGCAAGGCGGCACGGCUGCGGCGGAUCGAGCGCUGGCAGGCGACGGUGCACGCUGCGGAGUCGGUAGACGAGAAGCUGCAAAUCCUCACCAAGAUGCAGUUUAUGAAGUACAUAGUUUACCCGCAGACCUUCGCGCUGAACGCCGACCGCUGGUACCAGUACUUCACCAAGACCGUGUUCCUGUCGGGUCUGCCGCCGCCCCCAGCGGAGCCCGAGCCCGAGCCGGAGCCCGAACCCGCGCUGGACUUCGCGGCGCUGCGUGCGGUCGCCUGCGACUGCCUGCUGCAGGAGCACUUCUACCUGCGGCGCAAGCGGCGCGUGCACCGUUCCGAGGAGAGGGAGGUCAUAUCUUUGCCCUUCCUGGAUCAGCUGGUGUCAACCCUCGUGGGCCUCCUCAGCCCACACAACCCGACUCUGGCCGCCGCCGCCCUCGAUUAUAGAUGCCCAGUUCAUUUUUACUGGGUGCGUGGUGAAGAAAUCAUUCCUUGUGGUCAUCGGAAAGGUCGAAUUGAUAACUUGCGAUACCAGAUAGAUGAUAAACCAAACAACCAGAUUCGAAUAUCCAAGCAACUCGCAGAGUUUGUGCCAUUGGAUUAUUCUGUUCCUAUAGAAAUCCCCACUAUAAAAUGUAAACCAGACAAACUUCCAUUAUUCAAACGGCAGUAUGAAAACCGCAUAUUUGUUGGCUCAAAAAUUGCAGAUCCUUGCUGUUACGGUCACACCCAGUUUCAUCUGUUACCUGACAAAUUAAGUAGGGAAAGGCUUUUGAGACAAAACCGUGCUGAUCAGAUAGAAGUUGUUUUUAGAGCUAAUGCUAUCGCAAGCCUUUUUGCGUGGACUGGAGCGCAAGCUAUGUAUCAAGGAUUCUGGAGCGAAGCAGAUGUUACUCGACCUUUUGUCUCCCAGGCUGUGAUCACAGAUGGAAAAUACUUUUCCUUUUUCUGCUACCAGCUAAAUACUUUGGCACUGACUACACAAGCUGAUCAAAAUAACCCUCGUAAAAAUAUAUGUUGGGGUACACAAAGUAAGCCUCUUUAUGAAACAAUUGAGGAUAAUGAUGUGAAAGGUUUUAAUGAUGAUGUUCUACUUCAGAUAGUUCACUUUCUACUGAAUAGACCAAAAGAAGAAAAAUCACAGCUGUUGGAAAACUGAAAAAGCAUAUUUGAUUGAGAACUGUGGGAAUAUUUAAAUUUUACUGAAGGAACAAUAAUGAUGAGAUUUGUAACUGUCAACUAUUAAAUACAUUGAUUUUUGAGACAAA
This is a messenger RNA of Symphalangus syndactylus (siamang), 2089 nucleotides long. RefSeq names its product mitochondrial ribosomal protein S30 (gene MRPS30). Gene Ontology annotation, cellular component: mitochondrial large ribosomal subunit; ribosome; mitochondrion. Gene Ontology annotation, biological process: translation. Gene Ontology annotation, molecular function: structural constituent of ribosome. Lineage: Eukaryota; Metazoa; Chordata; Mammalia; Primates; Hylobatidae. The record is from RefSeq and is a predicted model, not a curated record.